GCAACUCUUCACACUACACUCCCGAGCACUAAAAACAAACGGACGCUAGGGGAUCUUCAUGACGGCACUUCGCUGAUCUCUUCCCUUUUACGCAUUUAUUUAUUUUCUUUCUUUCUUUCAUUCGUUUAUCCCUCGACUCGAUUGUUCGAUGCGCUGAUUCUAUUGAGCAACUUGUUUCUGCCCUCCCGCGUUCCUCUUCUGGAGAGAACACUCGAGUUUUCAUAUAAUAAUGUCCUAUCCUCAGGGUUACCUCUACCAGCCCCCGGGCUCUCUGGCGCUCUACUCGUGUCCGCUGGCCGCCCCGCGGAGUGAGGAGCUGGCCCGGUCCUCCUCCGGUUCAGCGUUCAGCCCGUACCCCGGAUCAGCUGCAUUCGCAGCCUCCGCCAAUGGAUUCUCCAGCCCUCUGCCCUAUUCAACAGAUCCGGCCACGGGAUUCCCGUCCUACAUGGGAUCUCCGUAUGACGCGCACACUACGGGGAUGGCAGGAGCGAUAAGUUAUCACCCGUACGGGAGUCCCGGUUACCCGUACCAGCUCAAUGAUCCCGCUUACCGAAAAAACGCUACGCGUGAUGCGACAGCAACGUUAAAAGCGUGGCUUCAGGAGCACAGGAAAAACCCUUAUCCCACAAAAGGAGAAAAGAUCAUGCUGGCCAUUAUUACCAAAAUGACCCUCACACAAGUGUCAACCUGGUUCGCUAAUGCCAGACGGAGACUCAAGAAGGAGAACAAAAUGACAUGGGCACCUCGGAAUAAGAGUGAAGAUGAGGAUGAAGAUGACGGGGAGGGACAGAGAAAAGAUGAACGCACGGAUAAAAUCACGGACAACAGCGAGGCGUCUGCGGACGAUGAAGGCAUCAGUUUGCAUGUUGAUGCCCUGACAGAUCACUCCUGCUCAGUAGAAUCGGACGGGGAGAAGGUCACGUGUAGGACCGGGGACCUGGUUUGUGAUUCCGGACCUGAUACCAAGGACAAAUGCGACGGGAGUGAUGUUGACACGGGCCAUGAGGAGAGGCAAAGGGGCAUGUCACCCAAGCCUGUGACAUCCUCUCCACUGACUGGGUUGGAGGCCCCGCUCUUGACCCACCAUCGCCGAGAGGACACCCGAAACAACGUCAACAAAACAUGCCUGGACAGUCAGAACCAAACCGUCAAACCUAAACUAUGGUCAUUAGCCGAAAUCGCCACUUCGGACCCAAAGCAGCAGCAGCAGCAGCACUUGGUGCAGAACUGUCCCCCGGGCGUUGGCCUUUUGACCUCGACGGCGCCCAGCGCGUCCCCGGCGGGCGCUGUGUACUCCGCCACCUCCAUAUUAGGAAGGCCUCUUUAUUACGCCUCUCCGUUUUAUAGUAAUUACACAAACUAUGGUAACUUUAGCCCACUGCAGGGCCAAGGGAUUCUGCGUUAUAAUUCAGCUGCUGAGGGACUUCUGCACAAACAGACUGGCGACCCCCUAAUAAAGACUAAUCCAAACCAGACUGAACUACAUUUCAGGGCCCCCAACGCAGAAUCCAAAAAAGAUCCCACCGAUGUGUUCACACUAAGACCCCAGUCUUACCUCUCGAGUUAAAGGAAGACCCUUCAAAUAGGUGUCACAAUUGCUACGAACAAAGCGAACAAGCCAUCUCCUCUCUCUCUCCUCAAGCUGUUUUAAACUAGCGUUUGCUCUUUACGCGGAUCCUUUUGUGUGCCCCUGUACAGCCACGGACUACAGAGCACCUGCCUAUAGACAUUAUAAACCUACAAGUUAAGAUUAUAGAAAAGAAAAGCAAGAAAAGAAAAGAAAAAAGAAAAGGACAAAGAGGACCAACAAAAAAAGGCACAAUAGCCAAUUUGAUAUGGAUUUAUUGAUGAAGUACUUUAUCCCAACAUAUGUGACUUCAAUGAGGAACAUUAUUUCUCAGGAUCCUUUUAGUAGCUUCAUUGCCACCGGUUGUAUACAUGAGUGGGACAUUAUAUGCCUCCUAUAAGACUUAAUCUGCUAGAAGUGUGAAGUGUACACGAGAACUCGGGACUGGUAUAAACUUGAUUAAGAGUGGAAUACAUUUGAUAUUUAUUUUUGUAAUGACGGCGAAAGCCUAUAAUUUAUGCAAGUUGUAUUGCAAUGGGAACUGAACAUUGUUUUGUAAAUAAAUUAUGAUUGGUUUUUAUUUAAAAAAAAAAAAAAAAAAGCCGAAGUUACACAAUGUUGUUAACAAGAAGACUUUUACUAAUUUAUAUCUCUGAUUGUAAAUAAAACGUGCUAGUCUGCACUGGCACAAUUAGA
Molecule: messenger RNA, 2263 nt
Organism: Xyrauchen texanus (razorback sucker)
Lineage: Eukaryota; Metazoa; Chordata; Actinopteri; Cypriniformes; Catostomidae
Product: iroquois-class homeodomain protein irx-2-like
Exons: 5
Coding region: 230-1567 (445 amino acids)
Biological process (GO): neuron differentiation; cell development; regulation of transcription by RNA polymerase II
Cellular component (GO): nucleus
Molecular function (GO): RNA polymerase II cis-regulatory region sequence-specific DNA binding; DNA-binding transcription factor activity, RNA polymerase II-specific
Source: RefSeq, a predicted model, not a curated record